CACAAAUUGGAGUCACAAAACUUGGAUAAGUUGGAGAAUUUUACCUGGAAGUGAUUUAAGUUUGAAGAAGUAUUGAAAAUAAAAGAAGUUGUAAAACUUGAUAUAUUAGGGAUGAUACAAUGGAGAAUUAGAGAUUCUUUCUUUGAAUUAAUUGAACUUACAGUUGUCAUGGAAACAGUGUAAUGGCAUACAAUGUUAGGUUCUUGAAUAAAAAGAUAAUUUCACUAUAACAGAGAUUGAUGAGUGAAAAGUGCAGGAUUAAAACAAAUAAUAUGGAAUACUUAUGACUGGAUUAUAGUGAAUUGAUAUACAAUAAUAGUACUCUGUAGGGUCUCACCCCUAUAUGGUAUUUAAACAAUAUUACAAAACAUGAAGUUGGUGUAGGAUAUGCCACAGCCAUAGUUAUAAGAAACUAUCACAAUGCCUCCAAGUUCAAAAUUCAAGAAUCUUGCAAAGACAAAUACACUUCUUGAGAAAACCAAGAAGGCUGGCAAAAAAGCAAAGACUGUAAGCUUAGGAUCCUCCAUACAAUCAGGAGGGUUUGAAGGGUUGAAUGAUGAAGAUGUCAAUGACAGUUUUGCACCUAACCCAGAGACAGAGCUACAGAACCAAUUAAAGUCAUGUCUCACAGAGUGCAGUCGGCAGCGUCUCCGUGCCUUCCAGAUGAGCUUACGACGAUUCGAGAAUAGUGAGAGCAGAAUCUCCACCAAGGAUCUGAAUCAAGUAUUUCAGGAGCAUCAGAUAAAGCUUUCACCAAGGGCCUUUCAGAUGUUACAAGAUCUCUAUGAGGACCAUCUGGGCAUUGACUAUGAACGCAUGUUUAAAUGCAUGGUGGUCGCACAGACAAAAACAGGUCGUGAUAGUGUACUAGCCAACAAUAAUGAAAAUGACAUCUCCGCCUCCAAGAAUCAUCACACAUUAAGCACAGACCAAAGGGACGCUGAUCUUGUCUCUAGAUUGAAGGCUCAGUUAGGCAGCAAUGAAGCUUUUGACAUGCAGGAGUUGAGAAAUGCACUGCAAGUCCAGGAUAGAACCAAAGCAGGGAAACUGCCCAUGGCUGAGAUGCUGCGUAUAUGCCAUGAUGUUCUGCUGCCAGUGUAUGGUGCUGUUUUGAAUGGACUGUUGAAAAGGUGUGACGAUGAAAGAAAUGGAAUGGUAAGUUGGCCAGGGGUGAUGAUGUUCUUGGACAAAGCACAGGGAAAUGCUCGACCCACCAAAACAAAGUCUGGAUUAUCCACAUCUGGUAGUUUGAAUGAUUCAGUUUUCUCAAGUAAAGACAUAAGCAUAGACACGAUAAAGGAAUCCGAUAAGGAAUCUGAAAACUCUUCUGAGCAAAUGAAUCGUGCACCUGGUCAGAAAGAGGUCAAAGGUCAAAGAGCUACAACUGCUAAAACUCGACCCCAGACGUCAAAGAAGACUGCCAAUAAACCUCCAUCUGCAGUGUCUAGAAAAGAGACUGGCAAGCCCCCAGCAAGUCCUAGAACUGCAGAAUCUGCCAAGCCAGGGGCAAGUCCCAGAUCCAAACAUUCCCCAACUCCAGAGAGGGACAUGUCAUCUCAACAGAUGAAUACAUCGGCCAUUAAGGAGAGCAAGCCUGAUCUACAAAAAUCUGCUGUUCAAAUAAAUAUAGCCAAACCUCAAGAAAAAACUACAAAAGAUAACUUGAAAGCUACUGAGCCAGCCAGCACUCCUAAGCCUGCAACCCUAGAGACAGAAUCAAAGUCACAACCCAAGCCUUCAACUACCACAAAGCCAAAUGUUAACCCAACUCAAGUGAAUACUUCUGAGAAGGAACCACAAAUGAAACCCUCACUGACUGUUGUAAGUGAAGCACAACCACCUGUUAAUCCUUCACAACCCAGUACCACUGAA
Molecule: messenger RNA, 1872 nt
Organism: Owenia fusiformis
Lineage: Eukaryota; Metazoa; Annelida; Polychaeta; Sabellida; Oweniidae
Source: the annotation of a GenBank genome assembly